CCAAAUCCAACGGCCCAUAUCAAACACAACAAUUAAAAUACCGAAGAGCUGAUCGGCCACCCCCGUCGCCUUUCUCGCACAACCCAGCCACGAGAUCUCGCCGUCGACGAAGCCCUUCUCGCCGACGAGCUCCUGCCAGAGCGCCGCCAUCACAGCCAUCUGAGCGUCUGCCUUUCGUCGCAGAAGUCUCUGUAACCCUCUUCAAAACUCAACUAUAAAGCAAUGGGUUUUUCUCCAGAUAAAUUCCUUCUCUUUCCUUCAAUUUUUUUGCUUGCUCACAUUCCUGAUUUGGGUUUCUAUGAGUUUUGCUCUUUUAUGAUAUUUUUGGCAUUUAUAUUGUUUUGAGCUUUGGAUUAGUUGACUGGUUCCUUUUUCUUUUUGAUUUUCCAUUUAUAUUGUUUAAAGCUGUAUGGAGUUUGUAGAAAUCUUUCCUGUGUUUUGGAGUAUUAUGUUUGUAAAAUAUUAGCUUACCCUAUAUGAGAAACGAGCUUAGAAGUUUUGUUCAUUUGAAGUAAGGUUCAUCUGAACUUUUGUUCAUUUAGUUAAGAACUCAAAAAGCUUUUGAACAAAAACUCAAUCUUUUGUAUGGAUAUAUAUAUAUAGUUAUGUAUACAGUAACGUUUAGAGAGUGUGUUUUUCUAGAUUUUUUUUACUUCUUUUUAAUUAUGUUUUGAUAUGGGUGUUUGGAUUUCAUUUGAUCUAAAUGUCCAAAAAUAUAUACUCUAAAAAAUAAUACCAAAAAGUGUGUCCAAAGAACCUGUCCUAAUAAUUUUUAUAUGGAUAUAUGAGAUGAGUUUGGUGAAUGUUGAUAUGUGAAGAAGAAGAAGACCUUAAUUAUGUGAUCAUGUAAAUACGAUUAUAUUCAUUUAUGCUACAUUGAACUUAGAUUAGAUAUACAACUGUUUUAGUUAAUCGAAAGUCAACCUUCAAAAAUUGAAACUUCAUAUGAAGAGCUUUCAGAGAAAAUUCCUGUACUUUUCAAUAAUAAUAACUAAACAAAACUAGACCAUACAUUUUAUAUCCAAGAAGUCUAUGGUCUUUUUUGAAACAAUUAUAUUAUUUUGGGCAUGGAUAAUUCUAUAUAUAAAUGUUCACAACACUUGAUAAAAUCUGAACUAGUUGAAGGAAAAAGAAGUCCUCAUAUGGCAAAAUCAAGCUUUGUUAUUACUGUUGUGGUUAUAUUCUAUUGUAUAUGCAGCCUUGUAGUUCCAACAAAAUGUUACCAUCACUAUCCUCAGCCCUUAGAAGAUGUAAUUGCAAGCUUGUUCAUCUUCGGAGAUUCACUAUUCGAUGCUGGAAAUAAUAACUAUAUCAACACUCCAGGUCAAGCCAAUUACUAUCCAUAUGGUGAAACCUUCUUUAAGUACCCAUCUGGUAGAUUUUGUGAUGGUCGAAUUAUUCCAGAUUUUAUUGCUGAGUGUGCUAAGCUACCGCUCAUUCCACCCUAUUUGUACCCUGGAAAUUAUGACUUUAGAUAUGGGGUGAACUUUGCUUCGUCAGGAUCUGGUGCUCUGACUGAAACUAGACAAGGAUUUGUGAUAGAUCUCAAAACUCAACUUGGUUAUUUCAAGAACGUUAGCAAUCAACUGAAGCAGCAAAUGGGCUAUGCAGAUGCCAAGACUCUGCUUUCAAGAGCAGUUUACGUCUUCAGUGUUGGGAACAACGAUUACUUAUUCCCUUUCGAUACUAACACCACAAUCCUUAAUUCCUACACUACCAAACAGUAUGUGGGAAUGGUCAUAGGCAACAUAACUCAAGUUACUCAGGAAAUUUACAACAUUGGAGGAAGGAAAUUUGGGUUUCUAAACUUGGCUCAUUUAGGGUGUACACCAUCUGGUAGAGUGCUUGAAGGGGGCAACAGUGGAGCCUGCUUUGAAAAAUUCACACCCUUUGUAAAAUUACACAACACACAACUCUCCAUGAUACUAAAAGAGCUACACACAAAGCUCAAAGGAUUCAGAUACUCACUUGUUGACUUUUACUCAUUUUCUCAAGAAAGGUUAAAUAACCCCUCAAAAUAUGGGUUUAAAGAAGCUAAGGAGGCAUGUUGUGGAAGUGGUCCAUAUAGAGGAUAUUUCAGCUGUGGAGGUAGGAGAGGAGUGAAAGAGUAUGAACUGUGUGAAAAUGUCACAGACUAUGUCUUCUUUGACUCUACUCAUCCCACAGAAAAGAUCAACAUGCAGUUUACCAGGGAAGCUUGGAAUGGUAAGCCUGGUUUCUCAGGGCCUUACAAUCUCAAAGCGUUGUUUCAAUCCAACUAAAAUGUGUGUCGUUUAGUUGUUUUUGUAUGUAUUCUAUUGUAUAUUUUUUUUCCUCUUAUGUAUUGUUAAGAGUUAAUAAAGACCUUGAAAUGUUACAUUUAUUUC
Humulus lupulus (European hop) is the source of this 2366-nucleotide messenger RNA. Its product is annotated as GDSL esterase/lipase 1-like. The transcript has 5 exons. Lineage: Eukaryota; Viridiplantae; Streptophyta; Magnoliopsida; Rosales; Cannabaceae. Bases 1068 to 2261 code for a protein of 397 amino acids. Gene Ontology annotation, biological process: lipid metabolic process. Gene Ontology annotation, molecular function: lipase activity. The record is from RefSeq and is a predicted model, not a curated record.